Messenger RNA from Colletotrichum scovillei, 1725 nucleotides. RefSeq lists its product as uncharacterized. NCBI's taxonomy places the organism in Eukaryota, Fungi, Ascomycota, Sordariomycetes, Glomerellales, Glomerellaceae. The transcript has a single exon. The coding region runs from base 1 to 1725 and encodes 574 amino acids. The record is from RefSeq and is a predicted model, not a curated record.
AUGCUCACACGAUACGGAGUCAUCUCAUGGCUCGCCCUGUCGACUCUGGCAGCCGCCAACCCUCCAGCAGCGCCUCCAGCCCAGCAGCAAUGCGAGCCGCCCAAGACCGAGACGAUUGUACACACCGUCCACGAGACCGUUCAUGUUCCUACAACAAUCCACAAGACGGUACACGUCACGCUGCCGGGAGAAGUGAAAACAGUCCACGUUCCCGUCCCGACGACGAUACACCAAAUCGAGACGGUCCACGAAAAGAUACCCGUACACGUCACGGUUCAUGUUCCGACAACAAUUAAAGAGACCGUACACGUCACUCAGCCCCCACAGGUGGUGAAGGAGACAAUACAUAUCACAGAAACGAAGAAGGAGGUCCAGACUCUUCCUCCUCAAGUGGUCAAGGAGACCAUCCACAUCACUCAGCCUCCUCAGACUGUGAAGGAGACGAUCCACGUGACCCUUCCCCCUCAGACAAUUCAUGUCACUCAGCCUCCUCAGGUGAUUAAAGAGACUAUCCACGUCACUCAACCUCCUCAAGUCAUCAAGGAGACGAUCCACGUCACCCAGCCUCCCCAGGUUAUCAAAGAGACGAUACACGUUACUCUACCUCCUCUGCCUCCUCAGACGAUCCACGUCACUCAGCCUCCGCAGGUGGUGAAAGAGACAGUCCACGUCACCCUUCCUCCGCAAACAAUUCAUGUCACUCAGCCGCCGCAAGUCAUAAAGGAGACGGUUCACAUCACUCAACCUCCUCAAAUCAUCAAGGAGACUUUGCCACCUCAGAUUGUCAAGGAAACCGUUCACGUCACCCUGCCUCCUGUUCGGGAGACGGUCCAUGUCACCUUGCCUCCUCAAGUAGUCAAGGAGACUAUCCAUAUCACGCAACCACCUCAGGUCAUCAAGGAGACGGUUCACGUGACGCAGCCUCCCCAGAUAAUCAAGGAGACUCUGCCACCUCUGCCGCCUCAAAUCGUCAAAGAAACCGUACAUGUCACUUUGCCUCCAGUCAAAGAGACAGUACACGUUACCUUGCCUCCUCAGAUAAUCCACCAAACCUUGCCGCCUCAGGUCGUCAAGGAGACGGUACAUGUCACCCUUCCUCCGCAGGUGGUCAAGGAAACAGUUCAUGUCACUUUGCCUCCCCACGUUAUCAAGGAAACAAUCCACGUUACGCAGCCUCCUCACAUCAUCAAGGAGACGAUCCAUGUUCCUCAGCCUGCGCAGACGGUACACAUAACGCAACCUCCCCAAGUCAUCCAUCAAACGGUCCAUGUCACCCAGACGGUCAGCCACUGCGCAACAACAGUUGCAGCCCCCGUCUUGGGCCACCAACCCUCCCCACCUCCAGCAGUGCAUCCCUCGGCGGCACCAGUAGCACCACCGGCUCAUGAAGCUCCCCCGCCGGCCCACAACAUGGCUCCCCCGGUCCACACACCUUCACCGGUCGCGCACCCUGCCCCGGUAGCCCCGCCGGUUCACCAAGCGCCGCCAGCCGAGGCAAUGCCCGUUCAUACACCUCCUGCUGAGGCUAUGCCGGUACACACACCUGCCGCUGUCCCUCCCGUCCACGAAGCCCCGGCAGUUGCUCCUCCAGCCCACGCGGCGCCUCCCACUGAGGCUACGCCCCCUGCUCAUCAGAUCCCUCCUAUUGGGUUCACACCAAUCAACCCUCCAGCAGAGGUGCCAGCGGCACACCCUAUGAAGAUGAGGUUUAUGGCUCGGAGAUAA